This is a messenger RNA of Coffea arabica (coffee), 528 nucleotides long. The record is from RefSeq and is a predicted model, not a curated record. Lineage: Eukaryota; Viridiplantae; Streptophyta; Magnoliopsida; Gentianales; Rubiaceae.
AUGUCAAAAGUUCGCCCAAUGAACUGUUCGAUUCUCCUAGUUGUCAUUUUCCUUUCUUCCUUGACGGUAUACGAUAACCCACCGCUGCUGGUCUCCGCCGCAAGCCACGGUGCGUCCAGCGCCUACGAAAUCCUCCAAUCCUAUGACUUUCCCGUGGGCCUCCUCCCUAAAGGCGCCACCGGCUAUGAUCUGGAUGAGCAAACCGGUAAAUUCAAUGCUAACUUUAACAAGUCUUGCAGCUUUUCGUUGGAGGGUUCGUAUCAAUUGAAGUAUAAUUCCAAGGUCAGUGGUUACAUAUCCAAGGACAAGCUCUCAAGGCUCACCGGCGUUAGCGUCAAGGUUUUCUUUAUCUGGCUCAACAUUUUGGAGGUUACUCGGAACGGCGAUGACCUUCAGUUUUCCGUUGGGAUUGCCUCCGCAGAUUUCCCAGUUGAUAAUUUCGAUCUUAUUCCGCAGUGUGGGUGCGGAUUGAAUUGCGAUGGGGAAACCAGGAAGAUUCUCAGGAGUCCUUUUGUUUCUUCAAUUUAG